AUGUGCUGUUCAAGGAAAUAAAAAACAAACACUUAAAGAGAAGAAAUAAAUAAAUUAGGAAAAUUAACAAGACUUACAGAAACUGAAUUGAUAGAAUUAAAAACUAGAUUUGCCAGAAUGUCAUAGGGUUCUAAUUUUGUGACUAAGUUUUAAUUUCGAGAUAAUUUGGGUUUACUUGGGAUGGGUACUAUGCUACAUUUAUCAGAUAGAAUCUUUCUCAUUAUGGAUGAUGAUAAAGAUGGUAAGGUAUGUUUUAAAUGAAAUCUAUUUAGAUUCGAUUUGAAGAUUUCGCUCUUUAUUUUGAUAAAGUAAGUCAUGGAGAUGCCAGAGAAAAGGCUGAGAUUAGUUUUAAGUUGAUUGAUAAAAACAAGGUUGGAAGCUUUACAUCAGCUGAAUUCAAUGAUACAAUGUAAGGAGUAAUUAAUAGCUGGAUAGCCAUGACUGGAUAAAAUUUAACCAGCGAAACUAAGAAAUAGAUUGACUAAAGAAUAAAAUUAAUUUUCAAAACCAUGGAUGUUGACCAAGCUGACAGAGUUACAUUAUAAUAAUAUUAAGAUUCUGUUAUAGCUGAUCCAGCACUCUUAGAAAUAUUUGACUUCGCUAGAAGAGGUGUUACUCUUGAAACUAUAGAUUUUAGCAUUUAAUAACAAUCUAGGUAUAUUUAAAAUAUAGAAAAAAAACUUGAUCAAUUACUAGAAUUUAUGAAUUAAGAUGAUAAUAAAAAAGAAAAACAACUUCCUCAUUUUAUUAGAGGAAGUACUGAAUAAGAAUAAAAAUAAAGGAAUAGUUAAGUUGAAAAUCUCCAUUCCCCUAUUGUUAGUCUUUUUAAAUAUGAAAGUGAUGAAAACAACCAUUAUAAUUUAAAUAACGAAUAGGGAGUUAAUAAAUUCUUUACUUCAGAGUAAUUUGCAUCCUUUAAUUAUAAUCAUUCUAAUGAACUAUCAAUUGAACAUAUAAAAAAUGAUUAGAAUUAGGAUUUUUCAUUUUAUGGACAACAGAAACCCAAAACUAAAUAAAAAGCAUUAUUUUAAUAAAUUCCAUAGAAAUUAAUUGAACAAGAUACCUCUGAACCUAAAGAGGAAGAUCAAUUUUGUUAAACAGAACAUAGUUUUGAAAUUGAAAAUGAAAAAAAUCAAUUUUAUUAAUUUGUAGACUAAAUGAAUGCUGAUUAACUUAAAAAUAAAUAUAAAUCUAUGAUCACAUCAGUUUAAGAAAUCAGUAAAGAGGUUCAAAGAUUGAGAGAAUUAAUUGAUCAAAAUCAAAUAAAACAAUAAAAAAUGGACAUUAUUGAUUAGAUUAAUGAAUAAAGAUUACACACUAUUAUAAAUAUACCAAGAAAGUAAACAUCUAAUAAAAAUCAAAAACAAACGAAAAAACCAAAAAUUAGUGUUUCAUUUGGACAUGAAAACUUUAAUUUAGUAUUAAAUAUGAUGAUCGGAAUUCAAAUGGCAGUAAGCAGUAUUAAUAUAGCAGAUGACUAUGAAGUUGGUUCAAAAGAUUUUAAAUUAAAAUAUUAUUUUGAACUCCUACCAAGAAGAGCAUAAGGUGAUAAAAGCUCUUUUAAAGUAUGUUAGUUCUUUGAUUAUGCUCCACGAGUAUUUAAUAGUAUUAGAACUAUUUAUGGAAUAGACAAUCAUUAAUAUCUAAAAAGUAUUGGUCCUGAAUCUAUUUUACAAUCUUUAAUUAAAGGAGAUUUAUCUUGUCUAUAAGAAUUAACAUCGACAGGAAAAAGUGGAAGCUUUUUUUAUUAUACAGCAGAUGGGCAGUUUACUUUAAAAACAAUACAUCAUUAAGAGUUUCGAUUUCUGAAAUAAAUUAUGAGAAAUUAUUAUUACCAUCUCAAAAAUUAUCCAGAAACAUUGAUUAUAAAGUAUUAUNUACUCUGA
Molecule: messenger RNA, 1886 nt
Organism: Paramecium sonneborni
Lineage: Eukaryota; Ciliophora; Oligohymenophorea; Peniculida; Parameciidae
Source: the annotation of a GenBank genome assembly